Messenger RNA from Sorghum bicolor (sorghum), 589 nucleotides. RefSeq lists its product as uncharacterized. NCBI's taxonomy places the organism in Eukaryota, Viridiplantae, Streptophyta, Magnoliopsida, Poales, Poaceae. The transcript has 3 exons. The record is from RefSeq and is a predicted model, not a curated record. Bases 115 to 351 code for a protein of 78 amino acids.
UACUACAUCUACUUGCUCUACAGCUAUUGCUACCAAGGCAAAGCAUCUCUGCACUCCGCACUUGGUUGCCCACACGCUCGUCAGCACCUUAUUACUAGUAGCAUUCAAUCAUUCAUGGCCACCAAGUACAUCGUCGGGUCGGUGGCGGCGUCUUUCGCCUUCGCCUACGUCUGCGGCGUCUACGUCGCCGACAGGAAGGUGCUCGGAGGCACGACACCACGGACGGUGGCGACGAACGAGUGGUGGCAGGAGACGGACAGGAAGUUCCAGGCGUGGCCUCGCACCGCCGGACCGCCCGUCGCCAUGAACCCCAUCAGGCGCCACAACUUCAUCGUCAAGUCGUCUGAAUGAACUGCGCGCGUGCUACCUGUCGAUCUGCAUCUCGUCUUGCUCCGAUUCAAAACAGAAUGUAUUUUAUGACCACGCAGGUUUUGUGUUUUUAGGUACUCACACUACACGCAGUUGUGUGACGAUGCUAGCCAAUAUCCAUGCGAUACGGAUUCUGUUCCGAAUAUUGAACGUGUUCGCUGAAAAGUUAUGGUUGAAAAUAUUUUUCAUUAAUUUACUAUAAGAGAAAAACACUGUUAGC